Molecule: messenger RNA, 723 nt
Organism: Lachancea lanzarotensis
Lineage: Eukaryota; Fungi; Ascomycota; Saccharomycetes; Saccharomycetales; Saccharomycetaceae
Gene: PUS5
Product: LALA0S03e03290g1_1
Exons: 1
Coding region: 1-723 (240 amino acids)
Biological process (GO): pseudouridine synthesis
Molecular function (GO): pseudouridine synthase activity; RNA binding
Source: RefSeq, a predicted model, not a curated record
AUGAGCAAAGGAUCAGCUUUAGGAAUCUUGGACGUACGUAAAGCUUAUUUAGUAGUCAACAAGCCAGCUGGCGUUUUCUCACAGCCUCCAGAUAUGGCAAAAUGGCGUCGAAACCAUGGGGAAAGUCAACCACCUUUGCUUUUAGAUAUGGUACGUUCUUCGAUGCGACAGCACCAACUUGAAUGUGACGGAUUGAGAACUGUUCAUAGAUUAGAUACAAACGUUACCGGCGGCGUUCUUAUAGCUAGGGACAAGAACGCAGCAGCUCUUUUUUCAAGAUAUCUCAGAAAAGGCGGCAACAGUGGACACAAGCUUGUAAGGAAGUACGUAGCUCUGGUAGAUGGAACAGCAAGUGGGCUGGCCAACGAAGGAGUGCUGGAGAGUAAUGGCAUGAAAACCUGGUAUCGGAAAAUUGAUUCUGGGGCGUUGAUGCUGCAGCUCAGAACCGGUAAAAAACAUCAGAUAAGGAGACAAUUGGUACAAGACUUGAGUCUGCCGAUCUUGAACGAUGUCAAAUACGGGGCACGACCGAUCCCCUCAGCAGGUUACCUAAUAGGGCUGCAUUCGGCUUCCAUUCACACGCAAGUGGGACUGCAAAAGGAAAUCCACCUGAUCCCAGUCGAUCUAGGACGAACAUCUUUGUGGUCGGCUUACGUUGACGAGACAGGCAGUUUCAAUCCACAAGUGCAAAAAAUGCUUGUUGAAGACUGGGGAGUCGAUUAG